Penicillium nucicola is the source of this 1434-nucleotide messenger RNA. Its product is annotated as SUMO ligase MMS21. The record is from RefSeq and is a predicted model, not a curated record. The transcript has 2 exons. Lineage: Eukaryota; Fungi; Ascomycota; Eurotiomycetes; Eurotiales; Aspergillaceae. Gene Ontology annotation, molecular function: zinc ion binding; SUMO ligase activity. Gene Ontology annotation, cellular component: nucleus; Smc5-Smc6 complex. The coding region runs from base 1 to 1434 and encodes 477 amino acids. Gene Ontology annotation, biological process: double-strand break repair via homologous recombination; protein sumoylation.
AUGAGCGCGACUCCAGACAGACGCUCAAGGCUCUCCCAAUCUCAUCCACCCUCAGCACAAUCCCGACGAAACCAAACCCACCCCACCGAAAUCCCAUCCCUACCAGACUAUGUUCCCCCCGAGGCACCCCUCACAGCCGAAUCGCAACGACACCUGGCAUCUUUAAUCGCAAAUACCUACCACCGCAAUCUAAUAACACACCUUAAACACGCCAACGAAAAACUCACACACUCAGGCGGUGAAGUGAAUGAACGGUUGGCCGAUGCGCGCGGCCGCUACGAGAAGAAUAAAUACCUGCGACGACAACGCGAGGGACUGGAAGAUGCGGAUGGAGGUGAAGAUGACGAGGAAGAUGAGGAGUAUCAGCGGCUUGCUGGAGAGGAGACUAAGGUCAACGCCAUUACCGCGCAAAUGGAGGAAAAGGCGCGGUUGAUGGUUGAUUCGGAGGCUAAGCUGCAGACGUUGACGGAUGCCAUAACUGAACUUGAUAAGCAGGAGGGGGAGGCUAUUUCUGCGGCUUUAGGGUCAAGGCAGACGCGUGCUGGGAGGAAUAGGCGGCGCGCCAAUGAUGAUAAUGAUGAGGAUGGAGAUGGGGAGGAUGAGGAUGAUGCUGAUUAUGAGGAUGCGCAAGAGCGCGAGACGCAGGAAAUGAAUUCGCGGAACCCGCCCAGCCGAAGGUUGGAAAAUAUGAUUGCUGAGGGAGCGGAAAAGUGGGAUGAUAUGUCUUUGACGGAAAGAUAUGCUGGCCAUAACCACUACAUCGGGUUCUAUCGCAUGGUUCACGACUCUAAAUUCCCCGGCGACGAUGUGCCCCCGCUCCCCCACUCGUCUACAUGGUUCCAGCAUAUGGAGGAUACAAGUGCUCGCUCAAGUGGAGCACGUACCCGCAACCAACGGCGUCACUCUUCCGUUGACGACGAUGACAUCGCCAUUGAGCGCGAGCGUAUCUCUCUGAAGUGUCCAUUGACCCUGUUACCAUUCCGUGAUCCGGUUACCAGCACCAAAUGUCCCCACAGCUUCGAGCGCGAACCGAUCCUCGAUAUGAUCACCCGCAGCCCGACUACCAUUCCACCGCCUGCAGCUCGCCGUGGCCAACGCCGUAUCCACGUGAUCAAAUGUCCCGUCUGCUCUACUCCGUUGACUGCCGAUGAUCUGAACCCAGAUCCUGUUCUCCUCCGACGAGUGCGCCGUGCGCAGGAACUCGAGGAACGAGAAGAAGACGAGGACCAUCUUGGCGAUGGACGGGUGAACAAACGUCGUAACAGCGAGAUCAGUGUGGCCAGUGAUGGGAGUAACGAUGGUAUGGAUGUGGAUACACCUGAACCCUCACAGCGUAUCAAGGCCGAACGGUUCAGUCAACCGGCUCCCAUGUCAGUUGAAUCGGAAAGCGGAGAAGAAGAAGAAUCCGGGGAAACAAGCGAGGACUCGGGUUGA